Messenger RNA from Coregonus sp. 'balchen', 24476 nucleotides. The record is from the annotation of a GenBank genome assembly. Lineage: Eukaryota; Metazoa; Chordata; Actinopteri; Salmoniformes; Salmonidae.
AUGUUCUCCUGUCUUACCCUCUUUCCAGUGGAUCCGUUUGUCUGUACAACUCAGGCCAUAGCUGACAUAGUGAUCCUGGUAGAUGGAUCCUGGAGCAUCGGCAGGAUCAACUUCCGCUUGGUCCGCAUGUUCCUGGAGAACCUGGUCAACGCUUUCAGCGUCGGGAUCGACGAGACCAGGAUAGGUAAGCAGUAGCAUCACUGUCUAUUAUUAACCAGGAUAGGUAAACAGUAGCAUCACUGUCUGUUAUUGACCAGGAUAGGUAAGCAGUAGCAUCACUGUCUGUUAUUGACCAGGAUAGGUAAGCAGUAGCAACACUGUCUGUUAUUAACCAGGGUAGGUAAGCAGUAGCAUCACUGUCUAUUAUUAACCAGGAUAGGUAAGCAGUAGCAUCACUGUCUAUUAUUAACCAGGAUAGGUAAGCAGUAGCAACACUGUCUAUUAUUAACCAGGAUAGGUAAGCAGUAGCAUCACUGUCUGAUAUUAGCCUUACUGUACUGUACUGUCACAGGGUUCAAUAGCUUUACUGUACUGUAUUGUCACAGGGUUCAAUAGCUUUACUGUACUGUACUAUCACAGGGUUCAAUAGCUUUACUGUACUGUACUGUCACAGGGUUCAAUAGCUUUACUGUACUGUACUGCCACAGGGUUCAAUAGCUUUACUGUACUGUACUGUCACAUGGUUCAAUAGCUUUACUGUACUGUACUGUCACAGGGUUCAAUAGCUUUACUGUACUGUAUUGUCACAGGGUUCAAUAGAUUUACUGUACUGUACUGUCACAGGGUUCAAUAGCUUUACUGUACUGUACUGUCACAGGGUUCAAUAGCUUUACUGUACUGUACUGUCACAGGGUUCAAUAGCUUUUCUGUACUGUACUGUCACAGGGUUCAAUAGCUUUACUGUACUGUACUGUCACAGGGUUCAAUAGCUUUACUGUACUGUACUGUCACAGAGUUCAAUAGCCUUACUGUACUGUACUGUCACAGGGUUCAAUAGCUUUACUGUACUGUACUGUCACAGGGUUCAAUAGCUUUACUGUACUGUACUGUCACAGGGUUCAAUAGCUUUACUGUACUGUACUGUCACAGGGUUCAAUAGCUUUACUGUACUGUACUGUCACAGGGUUCAAUAGCUUUACUGUACUGUACUGUCACAGGGUUCAAUAGCUUUACUGUACUGUACUGUCACAGGGUUCAAUAGCUUUACUGUACUGUACUGUCACAGGGUUCAAUAGCUUUACUGUACUGUACUGUCACAGAGUUCAAUAGCCUUACUGUACUGUACUGUCACAGCCUUAUCCUAAAAUGAAAUAUAUGUUAUUCUAUUCUAUUCUACUGUGUUCCCUCCCAGGUCUGGCCCAGUACAGUGGGGACCCCAGGAUAGAGUGGCAUCUGAAUGCCUUCAGCACUAAAGAUGCAGUACUGGAUGCUGUGAAGAACCUGCCCUACAAGGGAGGCAACACACUGACAGGUACGCUACACCAGCAGCUCCCUCUGACUUCAUCCCUAAUGACAGCUAUGGAAAGGUCAAAAUACAUUUAGCCCAGAGGGGGAUGUUAAGCAAUGCUUAAUACAAAAUCUACACAGAUGUACUGAAAUCUGUUUAUAGGGGGAUGUUAAGCAAUGCUUAAUACAAAAUCUACACAGAUGUACUGAAAUCUGUUUAUAGGGGGAUGUUAAGCAAUGCUUAAUACAAAAUCUACACAGAUGUACUGAAAUCUGUUUAUAGAUUUUUGCGUGAAUGUAAAGUGGUUAAUUAAGGGUAACAAGAGUCAAUGAGGAGGCUAUGUGACUUUUCGAGGUAUCAACCAGUGGAGCCAUCAUCAGUGAACUGUGUGUAUCUGUGUAGCUGUGUAUCUGUGUAUCUGUGUAUCUGUGUAACUGUGUAUCUGUGUAUCUGUCAAUCUGUGUAGCUGUGUAUCUGUGUAUCUGUGUAACUGUGUAUCUGUGUAACUGUGUAUCUGUGUAUCUGUCUAUCUGUGUAUCUGUGUAACUGUGUAUCUGUGUAUCUGUGUAUCUGUCUAUAUGUGUAUCUGUGUAUUUGUGUAUCUGUGUAACUGUGUAUCUGUAAAUCUGUGAAUCUGUGUAUCUGUGUAGCUGUGAAUAUGUGUAGCUGUGUAAUUAACUGUUUAACUCUGUAUAUCUUUGUGUAUCUGGGUACACUAAGUGUACAAAACAUUAGGAACACCUUCCUAAUAUUGAGUUGCAUCCCCUUUUUGCCCUCAGAACAGCCUCAAUUCGUUGGGGCAUGGACUCUACAAAGUGUCGAAGCGUUCCACAGUGAUGCUGGCCCAUGUUGACUCCAAUGCUUCCCACAGUUGUGUUCAAGUUGGCUGGAUUUCCUUUGGGUGGUGGACCAUUCUUGAUACACACAGGAAACUGUUGCGUGUGAAAAACCCAGCAGCGUUGCAGUUCUUGACACACUCAAACCGGUGUGCCUGGAACCUACUACCAUACCCCAUUCAAAGGCACUUUAAUAGUUUGUCUUGCCCAUUCACCCUCUGAAUGGCACACACACAAUCCAUGUCUCAAUUGUCUCAAAGCUUUAAAAUAAUUGGAAAUCCUUCUUUAACCUGUCGCCUCCCCUUCAUCUACACUGAUUUAAGUGGAUUUAACAAGUGACAUCAAUAAGGGAUCGUAGCGUUCACCUAGAUUCACCUGGUCAGUCUAUGUCAUGGAAAUAGCAUGUUUUGUCCACUCAGUGUAUCUGUGUAUAUCUGUGUAUCUCUGUAGGCCUGGCCCUGACCUAUAUCCUGGAGAACAGCUUCAAGCCCGAGUCGGGCUCCAGGAGUGGCGUACCCAAAGUUGGUAUCCUGAUCACAGAUGGGAAGUCCCAGGAUGAUGUGAUCCCCCCCGCCCAGAGCCUGAGGGACGCUGGCGUCGAACUCUUCGCCGUCGGUAGGACGCAGGGCCUUGUUGUCCUUACUGUAGUAUGAACACAUGAUGGUGUCUUUAGGUGAACCACAGUGCAUUCGGAAAGUAUUUAGACCCCUUGACUUUUUCCACAUUUUGUUACGUUACAGCCUUAUACUAAAAUUGAUUAAUUUGUUUUUUUCCCCCUCAACAAUCUACACACAAUACCGCAUAAUGACAAAGCAAAAACACGUUUUUAGACAUUUUUGAACAUUUAUUAAAAACUGAAAUAUGACAUUUACAUAAGUAUUCAGACCCUUUACUCAGUCUUUGUUAAAGCACUUUUGGCAGCGAUUACAGCCCCAAGUCUUCUUGGGUAUGACGCUACAAUCUUGGCACACCUGUAUUUGGGGAGUUUCUCCCAUUCUUCUCUGCAGAUCCUCUCAAGCUCUGUCAGGUUGGAUGGGGAGCGUUACUGCACAGCUAUUUUCAGGGCUCUCCAGAGAUGUUCGAUUGGGUUCAAGUCUGGGCUCUGGCUGGGCCACUCAAGGACAUUCAGAGACUUGUCCUGAAGCCACUCCUGUGUUGUCUUGGCUGUGUGCUUAGGGUCGUUGUCCUGUUGGAAGGUGAACCUUCUCCCCAGUCUGAGGUCCUGAGCGCUGUGGAGCAGGUUUUCAUCAAGGAUCUCUCUGUACUUUGCUCCGUUCAUCUUUGCCUCGAUGCUGACUUGUCCCUGCCGCUGGAAAACAUCCCACAGCAUGAUGCUGCCACCACCAUGCUUCACCGUAGGGAUGGUGCCAGGUUUCCUCCAGACGUGACGCUUGGCAUUCAGGCCAAAGAGUUCAAUCUUGGUUUCAUCAGACCAAAUAAUCUUGUUUCUCAUGGUCUGAGAAUCUUAAGGUGCCUUUUGGCAAACUCCAAGCAGGCUGUCAUGUGCCUUUUACUGAGGAGUGGCUUCCGUCUGAUUGGUGGAGCGCUGCAGAGAUCGUUGUCCUUCUGGAAGGUUCUCCCAUCUUCACAGAGGAACUCUAGAGCUCUGUCAGAGUGACCAUCAGGUUCUUGGUCACCUCCCUGACCAAGGCCCUUCUCCACUGAUUGCUCAGUUUGGCCGGGCGGCCAGCUCUAGGAAGAGUCUUGAUGGUUCCAAACUUCUUCCAUUUAAGAAUGAUGGAGGCCACUGUGUUCUUGGGGACCUUCAAUGCUGCAGAAAUGUUUUGGUACCCUUCCCCAGAUCUGUGCCUCGACACAAUCUUGUCUCGGAGCUCUACGGACAAUUCCUUCGACCUCAUGGCUUGGGUUUUUGCUCUGACAUGCACUGUCAACUGUGGGACCUUUAUAUAUAGACAGGUGUGUGCCUUUCCAAAUCAUGUCCAAUCAAUUGAAUUUACCACAGGUGGACUCCAAUCAAGUUGUAGAAACAUCUCAAGGAUGAUCAAUGGAAACAGGAUGCACCUGAGCUCAAUUUCUAGUCUCAUAGCAAAGGGUCUGAAUACUUAUGUAAAUAUGUUUAAAAAAAAAAAUAUAUAUAUAUAUAUAUAUAUAUAUAUAUUUUUUUUUUUAUAUACAUUUGCAAAAAAUUAUAAAAACCUGUUUUCGCUUUGUCAUUAUGGGGUAUUGUGUAUAGAUUGCUGAGAUUUUUUUAUUUAUUUAAUCCAUUUUAGAAUAAGGCUGUAACGUAACAAAAUGUGGAAAGAGUCAAGGGGUCUGAAUACUGUGAGACUUGAUGCUGUCGGUAGGACACAGUUAGUGUGCCAUGUAUGUUGUUUUAGAGGCAAAGGCUGACAUGGGCUGACAAUGUGACACAUUUGGAUAUACUUCUGCCCUUGAUCUUAAUCCUAAUCUUGAUCUUAAUCUUAAUUUAAAUCUUAAUCCUGAUCUUAAUCUUAAUCUUGAUUUUAGUGCUCUCUCUCCCUGUGUGCAGGUGUGAAGAAUGCUGAUGAGAAUGAGCUGAGGGCCAUAGCUUCUGAGCCUGACAACACUCAUGUGUACAACGUGGCAGACUUCAGCAUCAUGAGCUCUAUAAUAGAGGGACUUACCAAGAUAGUCUGUGAACGGGUAGAGGAGCAGGACAAGGAGAUCAAAGGUGAACAAAUCAAAUCAGAGAGCAAAGCUGUUGACACGUCAGUCAUCAUACUACUGUCUACCUUUACAGUACUGUCUCAUGCACUUAGACAUAGUGCACAGUCUUUAAUAUUGAGCAGGCCUCAGGUAGUCACUAGAAAUCUGAGCUGAAAUAACUCCUGUCUGUUUAAUACACUUCAUACUUAAUCAGCAUGCAUUUGAAUCAUCAUAAUGCUGUCCAUAUGUAGUGCAUACUGAAUAAACAGGUUCCAAAAGGGAUCUUCGGCUGUCCCCAUAGGAAUACCCUUUUGGGUUCCAUGUAUAACCCUCUAUGGAAUGAGUUCUACAUGGAACCCAAAAGGGUUCUACCUGGAGCCAAAAGGGUUCUAGCUGGAACCAAAAAGAGUUAUUCACAGGGUUAUCCUAUGGGGACAGCUGAAGAACCCUAGAUAGCACCAGAGUGUACUGUACAAACCUUCCAGACCAUACAUUCUCUAACCGUCCGUUAUAAUGUAUCUCCAGGAGAGACGGCAGGUAAGGAGACACAGGUAGCUCCUCGGGACCGAGUGACAUCAACAUGUCCUUACAGUACAGUAUACUGAACAGUCUUUCACCUUAUAUGAUGCUAUCCUGGACUAUCUGAAUGUAUGUUUCUCCAGGAGAGUCUGCAGAACAGGAGACACAGGGAGCUCCUCAGGACCUAGUGAUAUCAGAGGUGACAGCCAGGAGUUUCAGGGUGUCCUGGAGUCACGCCCCCGGCAGUGUAGAGAAGUACCGUGUGGUGUACUACCCUGCUACCCAGGGAGGACGGCCUGAAGAGGUAUACACUCACACACCAUCUUGCUCUCCCACCCAAUAGUUGUGUAUCCGUUUUUUUUAUGUCCAUCUGCUGCAGUUGAAACCAGGGGUCGUAACCUAAAUCAUUUUUCCAAUCGUUUUUUUCCGACUAGCAAAAUAAAGUUCUGAACCGGUUCGAACCAAAAAAAAUUACCAGUUUAUAUCAUUCCUUUCGGUUCCUUUUUUAACCUGUGAAAUCAACAGCUUUUUACAUUUAGCUCAUUAAAUAUCUUCACCAAUCAUUGCGGAUAGAGCAGGCAAGCUAGUUGCGCAAGAUGCAACGGAAAUUUUGCGGGUGGGGAGAGAUAAAGAGAGGGUUGAGGAGGAGGCUUGAAGCGCUCGGCAUCUUGUUAUGACAUGCAUUAUCUGAAUUAGGUCCACAUAAUUAUACCUAGGAGGAGCGGCUUCUAUGGAGGAACUUUGAAUGUCCUUUGAGCUAGCUAGCUAACAAGCUUGAGCUAGCUAGCUAGCUAACAAGCUUGUGUGUGCAGAGUGGCACCAGAAUUAAAAACACGUCUUGUCGUUUUGUAGUUAAUAAAUCCAACGUGAAACGUGAUAACUAGGCCUAUAGUAUCCUUAACUAGCAUUGACAGAGUGAGGGCUUUGCAUAGGCGCUUUGUUGCAUCCUUUUGUGGGACUAGAAAAAAAUGCCUGGAACGUUAAAUAACGUUAUUAACCGGUUCCCAUGCUUUUAAAAUAACGGUUCUGUUCUGGAACAGUAUGGAUCACUUUCGUUCCUGGUUCCGUUUCUGUUCCUUGAAAAAUGUCGUUAUUUUCCAGUUUUUCAGUUCUGUUCCCUGAACCGUUUCCAACCCUGGUUAAAACACACCCACUGUAAAUUCAGUGAGACACAAGACAAUAAAUGACUGAAUGCACACCUGAUACUGCAGUGAAAUGUCAGUCAUUCCCCUUGCCCUGUCUUCUGUCCUCCUCCAUCCCUCGCCUGAAUCCAUCCAGUACUCCAGUCAUAGUUGAAACACUCACUGGGAAAGACAACGGAGUGCACACGCGACACUUGCACUGUAAUUUCGGGGUCACACCCCUGGCCUCUAUCUGCGUUCCUGUGUCCCUCAUCCCCUGUAUCCAUCCAGUACUCCAGCUGUUUAGGGCGGUGUCCCAAAUGGUGCCCUGUGGGCCCUGUCAAAAGUAGUGCACUACAUAGGGAAUAGGGUGCCAUUUAGGACACAGCCUAGAUGUGUGCUGAUCAGAGAGGCUGGACUAUAGAGACGUAUGGCAGUAUUGCCAGGGGAGUUAGAUGUAGUUUCCUGAACACAUACAGGACUACUUUACUGGAUGUAUUGACUCCAGAUGUACAGGACUACAUUACUGAAUGUAUUGACUCCAGAUGUACAGGACUACUUUACUGGAUAUAUUGACUCCAGAUGUUCAGGACUACUUUACUGGAUGUAUUGACACCAGAUGUUCAGGACUACAUUACUGAAUGUAUUGACUCCAGAUGUACAGGACUACUUUACUGGAUGUAUUGACUCCAGAUGUACAGGACUACUUUACUGGAUGUAUUGACUCCAGAUGUUCAGGACUACAUUACUGAAUGUAUUGACUCCAGAUGUACAGGACUACUUUACUGGAUUACUGGAUGUAUGACUCCAGAUGUUCAGGACUACAUUACUGAAUGUAUUGACCUCCGAUGUACAGGAUACUUUACUGGAUAUAUGACUCCAGAUGUUCAUGACUACAUUACCAAUGUAUUGACUACAAAUGUAAGGACCUACUUACUGGAUUGAUUGCCUCCAGAUGUACAGGACUACUUUACUGGAUGUAUUGACUCCAGAUGUUCAGGACUACAUUACUGAAUGUAUUGAUCCAGAUGUACAGGACUAUUUACUGGCGAUAUUGACUCCAGCUGUUCAGACUACAUUACUGGAAUGUAUUGAUCCCGAUGUACAGGACUACUUUACUGGAGUAUUUGACUCAGAUGUUCAGGAAUACUUUACUGGAUGGAUUGACGCCAGCUGUUAGGACUACUUUUACUGGAUGUAUGAUCCAGAUGACAGGAACUACUUUACUAGAUGUAUUAAACCCAGAUGGUCAGGAACUACUUUACGGGAUGUAUUGAUCCAGAUGUACAGGGCUACUUUACUGGAUGUAUUGACUCCAGAUGUUCAGUCUCUGUGUAUCUCUCAGACCCAGUCUCUGUGUAUCUCUCUGACCCAGUCUCUGUGUAUCUCCCUGACCCAGUCUCUGUGUAUCUCUCUGACCCAGUCUCUGUGUAUCUCUGUGUAUCUCUGUGACCCAGUAUCUGUGUAUCUCUAAGACCAAGUCUCUGUGUAUUUCUGUGUAUCUCUCUGGCCCAGUCUCUGUGUAUCUCUCUGACCCAGUCUCUGUGUAUCUCUCUGGCCCAGUCUAGCUGUAUCCUUCUCUCCCAGUCUCUGUGUAUCUCUCUGGCCCAGUCUCUGUGUAUCCCUCUGACCCAGUCUGUGUGAAUAUCUCUGUAUCUCUCUGACCCAUUCUCUGUGUAUCUCUCUGACCCCAGUCUCUGUGUAUCUCUGUGUAUCUCUCUGACCCAGUCUCUGUGUAUCUCUCUGACCCAGUCUCUGUGUAUCUCUUUGACCCAGUCUCUCUGUAUCUCUCUGACCCAGUCUCUGUGUAUCUCUGUGUAUCUCUUUGACCCAGUCUCUCUGUAUCUCUCCCAGUCUGUGGUGGACGGCACAGUGAACUCUGUGGUUGUGCAGAAUCUCAACUCCUUGACAGAGUACCAGUUAGCUGUGUUUGCUGUCUACACCAGCUCAGCUAGCGAGGCACUUCGUGGCAGCGAGACCACAUGUGAGUCCACCUCCCUUCUCAUUGUCAGCAAGACUAUUUUCUACAGUUGUUAUUUUUUCCUCAGCUCCUGUGCCAAGUUGGAUGUGUGUAAACAUACUCUUUCACCUAGGUUUAACCCACAUUUAUGUGUGUGUGUUUGUGUCUGUAUGUCUGUGUGUCUGUGUGUGUUUGUGUGUGUGUCUGUUCGUUCCUGUGUCUGUGUGCGUUCCUGCGUGUCUUCACGUGUGUCUCAGUGGCUCUUCCCAUGGUGAACGGCCUGGAGCUGUACGAUGUUACCCACAACACUAUGCGGGCGCGGUGGAGCGGUGUGCAGGGCGUCUCUGGGGUACACGGUCCUCUACGCCCCCCUUGACCGAGGACGGGACCUCCGACGAGAAAGAGGUACCCCAGCCAGAGGGCUGCGAGCCUGGGUGGGAUCGGUCUGGGGGAGGGUUCUUCCUGGAGGGGCUGGUGGUGGUCCGUGUCUCUUUUCUUCUGGUGAAAUCUAGCAUGAAUACUCCCUAGUUACUAAACCACAGGAUCACCGGGGUGGUAGGCUUUGUGUCAGUGGAUCUGGUGCUAAACUGAAAAGAAACUCCAGCAGCACACUGGUGAUCUUGAUGCUUCAGAGGUUUAUUGGAUCUGGUGGUGUCAUGGAGGCAGGAGAGGCCUCAAUAAGAGGACUUCCUCUGUCCCUGUCUCUGUCCCUAUCCCUGUCUCUAGAGAAAAUGUUGCAGUUUUAAAGAAAGUUUGCUUCAAUUCUACUCAUUUUGCCAGGGGGCGGAGAGAAGAUUUUGCAGUUUUUUAACUAAUUUCAUGCAAUUCUACUCAUUUUGCCAUGGGGCAGAGAGAAUAUUUGUCACGUACGUUAAGAGAGGGGUCGGACCAAGGCGCAGCGUGAAAGGCGUACAUGUUUAUUGAACUAAUAAACACACGACACAGUAACCAAAAUAACAAACUUAACCGUGACGGUCCAAAGGGCUAACACACAAGCCUAAACAGGAACACAACAAGAUCCCACAACACAGGCAGGAAAACUGGCUGCCUAAGUAGAGACAACGAGCGACAGCUGCCUCUGAUUGGGAACCACACCCGGCCAAACAUAGAAAUACAAACCUAGAAUAUUCACACCCUGACCAAACUAGCUAGAGUUCUAUAGGCCAGGGCGUGACAAUAUUUAGCAAUUUUAUAACUAAUUUCAUACAAUUCUACUCAUUUUGCCAUGGGUCGGAGAGAAGAUUUUGCAAUUCUAUAACUAAUUUCAUGCAAUUCUACUCAUUUUGACAUGGGGGCGGAGAGAAGAUUGAGCAAUUUUAUAACUAAUUUCAUACAAUUCUACUCAUUUUGCCAUGGGGCGGAGUGUGAUGAGUGUGAUAGAAGGAGUCAGGCGCAGGAGGGUAUUCACCGAAUGCAGAGUUUAUUCCGUCGUACACACAUAGCGACAAACGAAACAGGCACAGGGGACAUAUCUACCCUGGCAAUACAUUUACAUUACAUUUUAGUCAUUUAGCAGACGCUAAUUAUCCAGAGCAACUUACAGUUAGUGAGUGCAUACAUUAUUUGUUAUACCCCCCGUGGGAAUCGAACCCACAACCCUGGCGUUGCAAACGCCAUGCUCUACCAACUGAGCUACAUCCCUGCCGAACAUUCCCUCCCCUACCCUGGGCCAAUUGUGCGCCGCCCCAUGGGUCUCCCGGUCGCGGCCGGCUACGACAGAGCCUGGAUUCGAACCAGGAUCUCUAGUGGCACAGCUAGCACUGCAUCGCAGACCACUGCGCCACUCGGGAGAGUAUACAAGCUACAAUACAAGGUAACAAUAGCUCCAACAAUAACAGGCACAGGGGAAAUAUCUACCCCGGCAAUAACAAGGUACGAGUAGCUCCACCGAGCUACACUACUAUCACAAAGAAACAAUCACCCACAAGGACAAGGGGGGCAGAGGGAACACUUAUACACUGACUAAUGAGGGUAUAAGAACCAGGUGUGUGUGAUUGACAAGACAAGACAAAUGGAAUGAUGAAUAAUGGAGCGGCAGUGGCUAGUAAGCCGGUGACGCCGAACGCCGAAGCCUGCCUGAACAAGGGGGGGAGGCAGCCUCGGCGGAAGUCGUGACAAUACCCCCCCCGACCUCGGCGACGGCCAGGAGGACGCGGAGCAGGGCGAGCCGGAUGGUGACGGUGGAAAUCCCGCAACAGGGAGGGAUCGAGGAUAUCCCUCACCGGGACCCAGCACCAUUCCUCCGGACCGUACCCUUCCCACUCCACAAGGUACUGAAGGCCCCCCACCCGACGCCUCGAAUCCAGGAUGGAACAGACCGAGUACGCCGGGGCCCCCUCGAUGUCCAGAGGAGAUGGAGGAACCUCCCGCACCUCAGACUCCUGGAGCGGACCAACCACCACCGGCCUGAGGAGAGACACAUGAAACGAGGGGUUAAUACGGUAAUCAGGGGGAAGUAAUAACCUAUAAGUGACCUUGUUGAUUCUCCUCAGGACUUUGAACAGCCCCACAACCGCAGGCUCAGCUUCCGGCAGGGCAGGCGGAGGGGCAGAUUCCGGGUCGAGAGCCAGACCCGAUUCCCCGGUACGAAGACCGGGGCCUCACUGCGGUGACGGUCAACACCAAGCUACAAAACAGGGUAAUCAGCAAUAAAGUACGUACACAAUACACAGGACACAACAGUAUCCACACUCACAUAAAGAAAUGGAUUCUAACAAAGUUACCAAUAGGGUAACCAACAACUUAGUGAGUACACAACACACAGGACACCACCGUGUCCAUACUCACAUAUGGCAAAAAUCUCUCUCUCUUGCAACACACACAAGUUUGGUUUUUAUAAAAUGGGAUGUGUGAUUGAACAAACGAGUAACAGGUGGUGCAAUUCACAGGAAUGUUCACUGAUUGGUCCAAUCAUCAGACACCCCAACGACCACCAAUCAGGAACAUACAGGACACCUGUGAUUAGGGCAGAAAGAGUAGAAACACACAAAAACACAGGAUACCUGUAUCCGUAACAGUCAGCGUUGGCCUUCUGACGACGCACAGCGCGCUGUAGGUGAACGUUGGCAGCGUCCCACGUCUCCUCCGCGCGCCAAAACCAGUCAUCCACCACAGGAGCCUCGGUCUGGCUCUGGUGCCACGGUGCCAGAACCGGUUGGUAACCUAAAACACAUUGGAAUGGCGUUAGGUUAUUAGAGGAGUGGCGGAGAGAGUUCUGGGCAUAUUCUGCCCAUGGCAAGAACACCGACCACUCCCCCAGCCGGUCCUAGCAGUAGGAACGCAGGAACCUACCCACAUCCUGAUUUACCCGUCCCACCUGCCCAUUUGACUCGGGGUGGAACCCAGAGGUCAGGCUGACCGAGACCCCCAGACGUUCCAUGAAUGCCUUCCAAACCUUGGACGUGAACUGGGGACUUCGGUCGGACACUAUAUAUCCUCUGGCACCCCGUAGUGCCGGAAGACGUGAGUAAACAGGGCCUCCGCAGUCUGCAGGGCAGUGGGGAGAACGGGCAGAGGAAGGAGGCAGCAGGACUUGGAAAAGCGGUCCACAACGACCAGGAUGGUGGUGUUACCUUGGGAGAGGGGAAGAUCAGUCAAUAAAUCAACACUAAGGUGAGACCAUGGUCGUUGUGGAACUGGUAAAGGUUGUAACUUACCUGCUGGGAGGUGCCUAGGUGCCUUACUCUGGGCACACACCGAGCAGGAGGAGACGUACACCUUCACGUCCUUAGCCAAGGUAGGCCACCAGUACUUUCCGAUCAGGCAGCGCACUGUACGAACGAUACCUGGGUGACCAGAGGAGCGUGACGUGUGUGCCUAGUAGAUCAGACGAUCACGGAUAAGAGCAGGCACGUACCGCAGCCCAGCUGGACACUGAGGUGGAGAUGGAUCUGUGCGUAAUGCCUGCUCUAUAUCCGCAUCCAUCGCCCAUACUACCGGCGCCACAAUGCAGGAGUAUGGGGGUGUUGUCUCUGGGCCUCUCCUCUGUGUCAUACAGCCGGGACAGUGCGUCUGCCUUCACAUUCUUCGUACCCGGAAUGUAUGACAGUGUAAAAUCAAACUGGGUGAAGAAUAGGGCCCACCUGGCCUGGCGAGGAUUCAGCAUCCUCGCUGCCCGGGUGUACUCCAGGUUACGGUGGUCUGUCCAGACGAGGAAAGGGUGUUUCGCCCCUUCGAGCCAAUGCCUCCACACGGUCAAAGCUCGGACAACAGCCAACAGCUCCUGAUCACCAACGUCGUAGCUCUGCUCCGCCGGGCUGAGCUUCUUAGAGAAGAAGGCACAGGGGCGGAGCUUGGGUGGCGUGCCCGAGCGUUGGGAUAGGACAGCGCCUAUCCCUACCUCGGACACAUCCACCUCCACUACGAACGGUAGUGAUGGAUCGGGGUGGGCCAAUACGGGGGCUGAGGUGAACAGACCCCGCAGUCUCCUGAAGGCCAGGUCAGCCUCAGCAGACCAGCGGAGCUGGGUUGGCCCACCCUUCAACAGGAAUGUAAAGGGAGCUGCGACCUUGCCAAAGCCCCGGAUAAACCUCUGAUAGUAGUUGGCAAAGCCAAGAAAGCGCUGCACCUCCUUAACCGUGGUUGGAGUCGGCCAAUUACGCACGGCUGAAAUGCGAUCUCCCUCCAUCUCCACAACUGAGGUGGUAAUGCGGUAUCCGAGGAAGGAGACGGACUGCUGGAAAAACAUACACUUCUCUGCCUUGGCAUAAAGGUAAUUUUCCAACAGUCGGGCCAGCACUUUGCGAACCAGAGACACAUGCUCGGCGCGCGUAGCAGAAUACACCAGGAUGUCAUCGAUGUAGACCACCACACUGCGACCAAGCAUGUCCCGAAACACCUCAUUCACAAAGGACUGGAAGACGGAUGGAGCAUUCAUCAAACCAUAGGGCAUCACCAGGUAUUCAUAAUGCCCCGUGGUUGUGCUGAAUGCUGUCUUCCACUCCUGAACACGCACCAGGUUGUAUGCACUCCUGAGUUCUAAUUUGGUGAAGAAGCGUGCCCCAUGCAUUGACUCAAUCACUGAAGGAAUGAGGGAGAGAGGAUAACUAAAUCUUAUAGUCUCCUUGUUCAGUGAUCGAUAAUUAAAGCACGGGUACAGACCGCCGUCUUUCUUCUUCACAAAGAAGAAACUCGAGGAGGUGGGUGAAGUGGAGGGACGUAUAUACCUCUGGCCCAGGGACUCGGUGACGUAUGUUUCCAUAGCUUCCGUUUCAGCCUGCGACAGGGGGUACACAUGACUCCUGGGAGGUACAGCGUCUACCCGAAGGUUCAUCGCGCAAUCCCCCGCCCAAUGAGGUGGUAAUUUUGUCGCCUGUGUCUUAGAAAACACGUGCGCCAGAUCAUUGAUUUCGGGGGGGGGGGGGGGGGGGGGGGGGGGGGGAUGCGCAUGGUGGAGGUGCCGUCUGGACUUUCCACCGUGGUUGCACCAACGGAAACACCUAGACACCUACCCUGACACUCUCGCGACCACCCCGUGAGAACCCUCUGCGGCCAUGAGAAGGUGGGGUUGUGGAGUGCUAGCCAAGGGAUACCUAAUACCACAGGGAAAGCAGGAGACUCAAUAAUCGAAAAAGUAACCUGUUGACUACAACGUGUGGUGUACUGUCCCUUCGUGCCACCAGAGUGGCACUGUCGCUGUCGUCCUCCGCUUUCUCGGACGGCGGCUCCACUCAGCUCCAUCAGCUCGGGAGUCGUCCGGGGUGGAAACGGGCAGACCCCUAUCAGGACGUCCUCUGGCUGCCAGCAGGUUGUCCAAACGGAUGGCCAUGUCCACCAGUUUUGUAAAAGACAACAUGGUGUCCCGGCAGGCUAGCUCCCGUCGGACGUCCUCCCGCAGAUGGCACCGGAAAUGGUCGAUCAGAGCCCGCUCGUUCCACCCAGACCCCGCUGCCAGAGUCCGAAACUCCAACGCGAAGUCCUGCCUCAGGUGGACCAGCCGCUCGCCCGCCUCUCGACCCUCGGGCGGGUGAUCGUAGACCGCCCGAAAGAGGCGAGCGAACUCCCCGUAGUCCUCCAAUGCGGCUCCUCCUUCGUUCCAAACCGCGUUGGCCCACUCCAGGGCUUUCCCCGAGAGGCAGGAAACGAGGACGGACACCUUCUCCCGCUCCGAUGGCGCCGGCCUGAUGCUGGAGAAGUAAAGCUCCAGUUGGAGGAGGAAUCCUUGGCAGAGCACCGCCGUCCCGUCGAACACCCGUGGUAGGGAUAUCUGGAUCCCUCCGGGUGCUGGGGUGUAGGUUGCUGGAUCCGGUUGGCCAGCUGGUCUCGACAGAUCGGGUUCUCUCCUCUCCAGGCGUUGGAAGACCUGAAGAACCCGAUCCAUCACUUCCCCCAACCUGGCCAGCAUCGUGGACUGCUCCUGGACCCGUGCCACGACUCCAGGCAUGCGCUCUUCUCCCGCUGACACCAUAGCGGGUGGGUGAUUCUGUGAUGAGUGUGAUAGAAGGAGUCAGGCGCAGGAGGGUAAUCACCGAAUGCAGAGUUUAUUCCGUCGUACACGCAUAGCGCUAGAUAGCGAAAAAACGAAACAGGCACAGGGGAAAUAUCUACCCCGGCAAUAGAAGGUACGAGUAGCUCCACCGAGCUACACUACUCUCACAAAGAAACAAUCACCCACAAGGACAAGGGGGGCAGAGGGAACACUUAUACACAGACUAAUGAGGGGAUAAGAACCAGGUGUGUGUGAUUGACAAGACAAGACAAAUGGAAUGAUGAAUAAUGGAGCGGCAGUGGCUAGUAAGCCGGUGACGACGAACGCCGAAGCCUGCCCGAACAAGGAGGGGAGGCAGCCUCAGCAGAAGUCGUGACACGGAGAGAAGAUUUAGCAAUUUUAUAACUAAUUUCAUGCAAUUCUACUCAUUUCGCCAUGGGGCUGAGAGGAAAAUUAGCUCUUUUACAUUUUGCCAUAGGGUGGAGAGAAAUGUUAGAAUUUUUUUAUAUGAUAUCUGAGUGAGACUGACUAACAAAAUCAAUGGGGGACCCUGGUCGGUAGUUCGACCAUGAUAGCAAGUUUAGAUAGCUGUCUGCUAAACUAAUUUAGCAAUCCAAAAAAAAAAUUGCUGAUAUGGGCUAAUUGACUGACUAUCAGUGACUGACGUAACAAGAGGAAAACUGCUGAUGCACAACCACAUUUAGAAAUUGUGUAUUCUACUAUUCUAACUCUGAACCGUAAGUUGAGACCCAGACUGAGUUCCUAAAAAAUAUAUAUAUUAUCAGAGGGCCUUCAAAAGGGGUGCCGCGGGCCGGAAUAUUCCAGAAGAUGCCUCAGAAAUAAUACUGUACAUUCUAUAAAGCUUUUUUCAGACAGUGGAAAGAAGUUACAUGUUUCAUAUUGAAUUAUUCUCCGUACUAAUCAGGCUUCCAGAUGGUACUUCUUGGGUUGAGUCCCAAUGGCACCCUAUUCCCUAUAUAGUCCACUACAUUUGAAAAUACAAAUACUACAAAAGUAGUGCACUAUAUAAGGAAUAGGGUGUCAUUUGGAACGCACCCCACUGUGUCACCAGGACCUUCACUGGUGCCACGUUUUUCCCAUUUCCCAUUAAACCAACAGAUGAAGGUGUCAGACGCAGUAACUGAUCUGGAGCUAGAGGCCUUGACUCCUGCUACAGAGUACACUGUGACAGUCUAUGCCAUGUAUGGAGAAGAGGCUAGUGAUCCUAUGACUAACCAGGAGACCACCUGUGAGUGUCCUCUCAAACUUACUGUAACAUAUUCAACAAUUCAGAUAAAGGAGAGAUAUACUGUAUAUCUUCCUGUCUUCAGAAGUUGUAACUAUCUCUUGUAGCUGUAUAGCACUUUGUGACAACUGCUGAUGGAAAAAGGGCUUUAUAAAUACAUUUGAUUGAUUGAUUGAUCUCUGCAACAUGACAUAUUGAGUUAACCCCUUUGUGUCUACAGUGUCACUGAGCCCUCCCAAGAACCUUGUGUUCUCUGAGGUGGACCACAACUCAGCCAAACUGUCGUGGGAAGCUGCCUCUAGGAAGGUGACAGGAUACCGCAUCAUGUACGUCAAGACUGGCGGGCUACAGACUAAUGAGGUGAGAGACAAGACUAGGGGAUUUAACCUAGAACAAGACUAGGGAUUUAACCUAGAGUUAUCCAUAUAUUGCAUCUGACUUCCUCCUCCUCUCUCUCUCUCUCUCUCUCUCUUCUCUCUCUCUCUCUCUCUCUCUCUUCUCUCCUCUCUCUCUCCUCUCUCUCCUCUCUCUCUCUCUCUCUCCUCUCUCUCUCUCUCUCUCUCUCUCUCUCUCUCUCUCUCUCUCUCUCUCUCUCUCUCUCUCUCUCUCUCUCUCUCUCUUCUCUCUCUUCUCUCAAUACUGUGUGUCUCUGUUUCCCCUUAGGUGGAGGUGGGUCCAGUCACGUCCUGGACUCUAAAUGACCUGACGUCUGUAAUGGAGUAUGAGGUGGCCAUCUUUGGGAUCUACAACGAGGGCCAAUCAGAAGCCCUCUCUGGCAUGUUCACCACCGGUAAGAACCAAUCAGAGUCUAUCAGAGUAGUGCCAGAUGGCAGGGUUGGCACUUUAGGAGCUAUUUUAUUGGUACUAACCAGGUCAGAGUACUACUGUAGUAUGAGUUCUUCCUAUUGGUACUAACCAGGUCAGAAUACUACUGUAGUAUGAGUUCUUCCUAUUGGUACUAACCAGGUCAGAGUAGUACUGUAGUAUGAGUUCUUCCAAUUGGUACUAACCAGGUCAGAGUACUACUGUAGUAUGAGUUCUUCCUAUUGGUACUAACCAGGUCAGAGAAGUACUGUAGUAUGAGUUCUUCCUAUUGGUACUAACCAUGGUCAGAGUAGUAAUGUAGUAUGAGUUCUUCCUAUUGGUACUAACCAGGUCAGAGUAGUACUGUAGUAUGAGUUCUUCCUAUUGGUAAUAACCAGGUCAGAGUAGUACUGUAAUAUGAGUUCUUCCUAUUGGUACUAACCAGGUCAGAGUAGUACUGUAAUAUGAGUUCUUCCUAUUGGUACUAACCAGGUCAGAGUAGUACUGUAGUAUGAGUUCUUCCUAUUGGUACUAACCAGGACAGAGUAGUACUGUAGUAUGAGUUCUUCCUAUUGGUACUAACCAAGUCAGAGUAGUACUGUUGUAUGAGUUCUUCCUAUUGGUGCUAACCAGGUCAGAGUACUACUGUAGUAUGAGUUCUUCCUAUUGGUAGUAACCAGGUCAGAGUACUACUGUUGUAUGAGUUCUUCCUAUUGGUACUAACCAGGUCAGAGUAGUACUGUAGUAUGAGUUCUUCCUAUUGGUACUAACCAGGUCAGAGUAGUACUGUAGUAUGAGUUCUUCCUAUUGGUACUAACCAGCUCAGCAUACUACUGUAGUAUGAGUUCUUCCUAUUGGUACUAACCAGGUCAGAGUACUACUGUAGUAUGAGUUCUGCCUAUUGGUACUAACCAGGUCAGAGUACUACUGUAGUAUGAGUUCUUCCUAUUGGUACUAACCAGGACAGAGUACUACUGUAGUAUGAGUUCUUCCUAUUGGUACUAACCAGGUCAGAGUAGUACUGUAGUAUGAGUUCUUCCUAUUGGUACUAACAAGGUCAGAGUAGUACUGUAGUAUGAGUUCUUCCUAUUGGUACUAACCAGGUCAGAGUAGUACUGUAGUAUGAGUUCUCCUAUUGGUACUAACCAGGUCAGAGUACUACUGUAGUAUGAGUUCUUCUUAUUGGUACUAACCAGGUCAGAGUACUACUGUUGUAUGAGUUCUUCCAGUCAGAAGUGAUGUGUGUUUUACUUCAUCUUCUAUCUGAUCUGAUGAUGCUGUUUGAUCUCUCUAAUAGACCCUGUGCCAGGCCCCCUUGACCUCCAGGCCAGUGAGGUCACCACAGAGAGCUUCCGGGUCAGCUGGGGUCACUUUGUUCCGGGCAUCGUCCUCUACAAACUGACCUGGGCUUCUAAUGAUGGAGAGGACACUAAGGAGGUCAGUACUGGGACAACCCACUAAUGAGGUCAGUACUGGGACAACCCACUAAUGAGGUCAGUACUGGGACAACCCACUAAGGAGGUCAGUACUGGGACAACCCACUAAUGAGGUCAGUACUGGGACAACCCACUAAUGAGGUCAGUACUGGGACAACCCACUAAUGAGGUCAGUACUGGGACAACCCACUAAGGAGGUCAGUACUGGGACAACCCACUAAUGAGGUCAUUACUGGGACAACCCACUAAGGAGGUCAGUACUGAGACAACACACUAACGAGGUCAGUACUGGGACAACACACUAACGAGGUCAGUACUGGGACAACCCACUUAGGAGGUUGGUACUGAGACAACACACUAACGAGGUCAGUACUGGGACAACCCACUAACGAGGUCAGUACUGGGACAACCCACUAAGGAGGUUGGUACUGAGACAACACACUAACGAGGUCAGUACUGGGACAACCCACUAACGAGGUCAUUACUGGGACAACCCACUAAGGAGGUCAGUACUGAGACAACACACUAACGAGGUCAGUACUGGGACAACCCACUAACGAGGUCAGUACUGGGACAACCCACUAAGGAGGUUGGUACUGAGACAACCCAAAAGGGAAAUCAGACCUGUAUCAAUACAUUUGUCAAAUGCUUCCUAAGACUCUUCAUGCUGUGUAUUUAGUUUGCCAGGUAAAAUAGAAUCAAUGGAAUAGUCCCAAAAGUGCAAACUCCAAUAUCCAUAUGCCAAGUUAGAUACUUUACUUGAUUGGGUGCCUGAUUGACUAGGUUUUUAGAGGCUGAUAUAACUGUGAUCAUGCCUCAGAUCCAAAGUGUUGAUAAUCUGUUCUUAACAAGAGAACAUCAGCUGCAGAAUGACACAAUGCUCCAGUCUCUAGCCAGCUGGUGAAAUAUUAGCCUGGUACCAGAUCUGUUUGUGCUGUUUUGCCAACUCCUAUGACAGCAGCCAUUGGAGUUGGCUAUAAAGCACAAACCGUUAUGGGCCCAGGCUAGUGAAAUAUGCUCUCUGAACUGACUCACCACCCUCAUGCAUCACCUGGGCCUGGCCUUUUCCUGGGUCCUGACUGACUGCUGUAGCUAGCUGGUCUUUCCAGAUAGCACAGCAGGACUGCAGGUCGGUGUGUUUUCCUGGGAGUCACCGCUGCAGAAAAUAAUAUGUGUCCCAAAUCGCACCCUAUUCCCUGUAAAGUGCACUACUUUGGAUCUGAGCCCUAUGGGCCCUGGUCAAAAGUAGUGCACUAAAUGGGGAAUAGGGUGCCAUUUGGACCGCAUACUGUGACUGUAGAGCUGUGAGUCUGUGACUCUGAGGUAGGGUGGUGGAAUGUUACACCACUGAGACCCAAAACGCUCUGUCGAUCUGGAGAGGAGAGAUUUUCCCACAAAACCCACCAAUGCAGACUAGUUGAGGUAAUCCAUGAGAGAGCAGUGUAUGAUAAUGAUAUUGAUCAAAGCAUGUGUAUUUUUAUCCUUUCUGUUUUGUAUUCUCUCUUAUUUCUCUCUCACCAUAUCUCUCUUUCUUUCUUUCUUUCUUUCUUUCUUUCUUUCUUUCUUUCUUUCUUUCUUUCUUUCUCUCUCUCUCGUCUCUCUCUCUCUCUUCUCUCUCUCUCUCUCUCUCUCUCUCUCUCUCUUCUCGACACCUCUCUCGCUCGCACCUCGCACUCUCUCUCUCUCUCUCCGUCGCUCCAUCUCUUUCCCUCUCUCUCCCAUCUUUCCUUUAUUUCUUCUUUCUUUCUCGUCUCCCAUCUCUCUCUCACUAACAUCUCUCUCUCUCCAUCUCUCUCUCAUCUCUCUCUCUCUCUCUCCUCUCUCCUCUCCUCUCUCUCUCUCUCUGUCUCUCCUCUCUCACUAACUCUCCUCUCUCUCUCUCUCUCUCUCUCUCUCUCUCUCUCUCUCUCUCUCUCUCUCUCUCUCUCUCUCUCUCUCUCUCUGUAUUCUAGAUGGUUCUAAGUGGUGAUGUGGACUCCUUCCUCCUCAGUGGACUGAGCCCUAACACGGAGUAUGAAGUGAUGCUCCAAGCCAUUUAAAAGCCCAAUCAGAAAAAGGUGAUGGAUUUUUAGUGGUGGGGGACAACCGUAAGAAACAAUCCCAACUAAAACUCUUUCUCCAUCCCAGAAUAAAGCAGAACCUUUUCUCCAGCAGCAUCCCGCAAACCAUUUCCAGCAGCAUACAGCAAAAACCCAUUCCAUGCAGCAUACAGCAAAACCCAUUCCCAGGCAGCAUACGCAAAACCCUUUCUCUCAUGUUUAGUUUCUCCCAGUUUAAAACCCUUGAUUUUAAAAAAAAUCAAAAAAUAUCUUAUCUGCAAAAAGGGCCGGGUUUUCCCCUCCACCCAAAAUCAUUUUAAGGGACCCCAGAUUCAAAUAUUAAAACUAACACUUUGCAAAAAUACUUAAUUAGUUGAAUCAGAGGUGGAAAGCUUUGACUGAGCUGCAAGCCGCACCCCACAAAAGGGGUAUGAAAAGGUUGAAAAAAUCUAAACUGUAAAUUUCAUUCAUUCCAGUAUUGUCUUUCUUUGGUUGUCAAAAAUACCUGUGUCAUGUUUUUUCCCAUUGCCGGACAACAAGGGGUUCCCACUAAAAAGCCCAUGGUAAUAAAAUGCAUGUUGUGAUGGUUUUUUUAAAUUAUUUUAUGGUCGAAGGGAAAAGGCAUUUUUUUCAUGUUGUCCCCGAGCGUUUGCUCCCAAAAGUCUUCUGACUAAAUUUAGCCCGGGUCCAUCGGCUCUCAGGUCCAAGGGGGGAAAAAAAACUGGAUUUUCCCAAAUUAAAUAAAAAAAAGGGUUUUGGUUUUGUUUUUACAUUUUUUUAAAACUGGGUCGUAUUCCCUCGGGGCAAAAAGGUUUGGAGUCUUUAUUCUUUUUACCGGGUUAUAUCUGCUACUGGGCUCGAGUUAUUCCCGGGUGGAAUUUAGUUUUUUGUACCGGGUUUAUAUCGUAGCUAGGGCCCCCAGAUUUAAUUUCUGGUGGAUUUUUGGGUCUCUUACCUGGGUUAUAUUGCUAGCUGGGCCCUUCGAGUUUUUUUCCGGGUGGAUUUUUAGUCUCUGUACUGGGUUAUAUUGUAGCUAGGGCUCAGAUUUUAUUUUUGGGGUUUUUUAGUUUUUUGGGACCGGGUUAUUCUGCUAGCUGGUCGGGAAGUUAUUCCUGGUGGAUUUUUUGUUCUUUUUCCCGGGGGUUUAUCUUCUAGUUAGGGCUCAGAUUUAUUCCUGGGGGAAAUAUUUGGGUCUUGUACCGGGGUUUAAUUUUCUAGCUGGGGCUCAGAGUUUUUCCCUGGGGAUAUUUGGGCUCUUUUACCGGGGUUUAUAUCUUUAGCAGGGCUCAGAGUUAUUUGGGGGAAAUAUUUAGUCUUUUUUACCUGGGUUAUAUUUUGUUACUAGGGUCAGAGUUUUUCCUGGGGGAUUUUUUAGUCUUUUCCCGGGGUUUUAAAAGGGCUGAGGGCUCAGGGGUUUUUCCUGGUGGAUAUUUAUUUUCCCUUGUCCCGGGGUUAUAUUUCUAGCUGGGGGUUCAUUUGUAUUCCUGGUGGAUUUUUGGGUCUCUUUUUACGGGGGUUAUAUUUUCUAGCUGGGGGUCGGGAGUUUUUCCUGGUGGUUUUAUUUAGUUUUGUACGGGAAAAUCUUCUAGUUUAGGGCUCGGGAGUUUUUCCUGGUGGAUAUUUAGUCUCUUGUCCCGGGUUAUUUGAAGCUGGGGGGCCCCAGAGUUACCCUGGUGGAUAUUUAGUUUUCUUGUCCCUGGGUUAUAUGGCCUAGCUGGGGACCCGGAGUUAUUCCUGGGGAAUUUAGUUCUUGUCCCGGGGUUUGAUUGCUAGCGGGGCCCAAAGGAUUUUUAUUCCUGGUGGAUAUUUAGUCUCUUUUACCGGGUUUAAAUCUUUAGCUAGGGCUCGGGGGUUAUUCCUGGUCAGGUCAUGUGGUCAGGAAAACAUCCUGGCCCUAAGAGGUGGUUGCCUCUUUGGCAGGGGUUGCUUUGGUUUGGUUUUAGAAUGACUUCUUACUUGAGCAACGCUGGUAUAAAAUGACAGACUAAUCCUGGUUCACAAAGAUGGUGUUUGUUGACUGCUAUGUGUUGUUUAAAGUGCUUGAUGCUGAAUAUCAUGAUUGUGAUUGCAUAUGGUUGAUGAUGAGUCAUUUCAUGUUGUGUUAACUCAACUCUGUAUAUCUGGUCUCUUGUCCUAGCUGUUAUCAACUAAACUGACCUGGUCAAACGGAUUAAUAAGUCUAUACAAUGAAUAUCUCUGUGCUAUCUGUCCCCCUCCAGUGGCGCGUCAGGCGGUGAGAGGCCUACAGGUCCAGGAUGAGACCACCUACAGUCUGGAGGUGUCAUGGCAACUGGAGGACCCUAAGGUGGACCAGUACAGAGUCACCUACGUCAGCCUCACGGGAGACCGCAACGAGGAGUCAGUGAGUUUGGAGCCCGUUUAGAGGCAGCGUCUUGCAGUGAUCAUGAUCUGUGGUGUACUGAGUCACUCUGGAGACCUACUGAUUCUCACUAGUCUUCACACCGUCCUGCACCUUAGCAGCCGUGUUGUUGGGUAGUCUCCACACCGUCCUGCACCUUAGCAGCCGUGUUGUUGGUAGCCUCACACCGUCCUGCACCUUAGCAGCCGUGUUGUUGGUAGUCUCACACCGUCCUGCACCUUAGCAGCCGUGUUGUUGGUAGUCUCACACCGUCCUGCACCUUAGCAGCCGUGUUGUUGGUAGUCUCACACCGUCCUGCACCUUAGCAGCCGUGUUGUUGGUAGUCUCACACCGUCCUGCACCUUAGCAGCAGUGUUGUUGGUAGUCUCACACCGUCCAGCACCUUAGCAGCCGUGUUGUUGGUUGUGCGCUAGGUUGUCAGUGAGUAUAGAGAGAACUCACAGGAGUUACCAGGAGUCUUAAUGUCCGGAUGGUUUCCCACCCCUUUGGGAAUAUGGCCAAAGAUGGGCAGACAUAGACUGUACGUGGAGAGGCAAGUGCCACAGAGGGGAAGUUCAGAUGUCAUUUUGCUAUGGGGGUGUUGUAGGUAGAUCACUCCGUGUAACUCAGCUCUGAUCAGAAACCAAGCAUCUUCCUUUGAUGGUACGCAGAGGUUUGGCACCACAGAGUGAAAAUCAUCCCAGGGAGGUUAGAUCCUGAGGACAGGACAAGUAUGUAGCUGACCCAUCCGGGGGUUUGCCCUGAUGACAGGACAAGUUUGUGCUGAACCCAUCCAGGGAUUGAUUGUUUGACAGGCCCAAUUUUGUAGUUUAAACCCACCCAGGGUUUAGAUCCUGAGACGGGGACAAGUUAUGUAGCUGUACCCACCCAGGGAAGACCCUGAGCCCGGGACAAUUUUAGGUAGCGGUACCCACCCCAGGGGAGACCUGAUGACAGGAAAAGGGUAUGUAGUUUGCCCCCAUCCAGGGAUUAGAUCCGGGAUAAAAGGGGACAAGUUAUGAGCUGUCCCCACCCGGGGGUUUUAGACCCUGAGGGACGGGACAAGUUAUGUAGUGUCCCUUUCCGGGAUUAAAACCCUGAGCCCGGGGAAAAGUUCUGAGCUGUCCCCCACCCCAGGGUUUAGAUCCUGAGGCCCGGAAAAAUUUAUGUAGCUGACCCAUCCGGGGAUGAACCCUGAUGACGGGGAACAAGUUAUGUAGUUUGCCCCACCCAGGGAUUAGAUCCUGAGGGACGGGACAAGUUAGGAAGCUGUACCCACCAAGGGUUUAGAUCCUGAGAAGGACAAGUUCUGAGCGGCCCCCAUCCGGGGGUUUGGGACCUGAGGGAAGCAAGUUCUGAGCUGAAACCCAUCCGGGGGGUUAGACCCUGUGACGGGAAAAGUUUGUAGUCUCCCCACCCGGGUUUUUAAAUCCUGGGGACAGGAAAAUUUUCUGUAGCUGAAACCCCCCAGGGGUUGAUCCUGAUGACAGGACAAUUUUCUGAAAUUUUUAACCCAUCCGGGGGUUAGACCUGAUGACGGGAAACAAUUAUGUAGUUUACCCAUCCAGGGGUUAGACCCUGAGGGACAGGAAAAGUUAUGUAGCGGGUUACCCCCCAGGGGUUAGAUCCUGGGGACGGGGGAAAAGUUAUGUAG